GUGGUCACGUGACCGCUCCUCCACCCGUCACAACAAAGAUGGCGGCCGCGGUGAAGACGCCGAUCAGCGGAGCAGCAGCUUCUCUCUUUCUCAUCCUUCUCUUCUCAGUCCUCUCUUCGGCUCAAAGUUACUUCAGAGGAGAAACUACCAGAAGAAACUUGUCGGUAGAGCUGAACCCCGGCUGGCCCUCGCCCUCCUCGCGGCCGCCCAAUGGCGAGCUGCUGCAUGUGAGAGCCGUGGGAGACAACGACACGCUGCACUUCCUGUUCUGCAGCCAGGGGGCGCCGACGCUGCUGCUGGUCCACACCAACACCAGCUCUUCUUCUCUCAAGGUGAACUGGAAGGAGUUUGUGUCCCGUAACGUCAGCGGCAGCCUGAAGGUGGAGCCGGAGAGCAGCGUCCUGUACAGCAGCGCCACCGUCUUCAGCAGGCUGUUGGAGUAUGAUGACGUCAACAACACGGCUGAGCCGACCUCUGACCUCUUCCCGCCCUACGAGCUGGGGAGCUUCCUCUGGUCCCGUCUCGUCCUAUCAGGGCCCAGCGCCCGGCUCUGUGGCGUUGCCCCCGACAACGCCACCUUCGCCAACGGCUCGCUGUGCCUACAGCUGUCUGUGUUUGGGGAGGGGGGGCGGGCUGAGUCGUGGCCCCGCCUCCUGCACACGGCCAACUCCUCCCAGGUGGAGGUAUGGCUGGAUGGCGUGUUGCCGCGGGCAACGCAGUCACGCUUCCUGCUGGAGCUGCAGGCGGUGGGCGGGGCUUAUCGUCCCAGCAGAGUGGAGGUCCAGCGCUCCAUAGACGACGAAUUCACACCAUCUAUAUUCAAGGUGUCCCGGUGGCUGUCCUCUGAGAACGGCAGCUCUGAGAUUUUGGGGUUCCUGCAGUGGAAGCCCGUGGCGUCCCGGGGGCGGGACUCGUCCGUGGAGAACGCCACGCCGUGUCAUCACUCGGCACCGCGGCCGCAGAGCAGCGAGGACACGGCGAGGGCGUCCGGGCUGGUCCGGGCGUUCUACGCAGAACCUCAGACGGUCGGACUCAACGUGAGCUUCGGCCUCGCCGGCGACCCCUUCUACAACAGCACCCGGUUCCUCCGCUGGACAGUGCUGAUUGGCUCCGGCUCUCCUCCCGUUGAAUCCUUCUCCCCGCUGGUCCUCGCCAUCAUGGCGGUCGGGCUGGGAACUCCCAUGAUCCUCCUGGUUCUGGGCGGAGUCUACGUCUGCAUCCGGAAGAGGGUGGCGGUCACGGCGGCGGCCUACCAGCCAAUCAACUGACGGAGGCGGUUUUUAAAAAGACUGCUGAUGGACAGAAGAUACUUUUUGACAUUUUUCUUUCCGUCUCGCGUUUUUAACGGAAACUCGUUCAGAUAAUAAUCCUUUAAAUGAUUAUGUUAAAUGUAAUCAGCUGGAGAUCUCUGCUGAUGGAUCUGGGAACUGUUUGUUGUCAUGUUUAAUAAUUUGUGUUUUUAAGAGUUUUUUUGACUUUGAUUAAAGAAUGUUUGAUUCAU
Messenger RNA from Sander lucioperca (pikeperch), 1501 nucleotides. Its product is annotated as glycosylated lysosomal membrane protein. The transcript is spliced from 7 exons. Gene Ontology annotation, cellular component: lysosome. Bases 39 to 1268 code for a protein of 409 amino acids. Lineage: Eukaryota; Metazoa; Chordata; Actinopteri; Perciformes; Percidae. The record is from RefSeq and is a predicted model, not a curated record.